AUGAAUAAUAAAAGAAAAAUGGAAAAAAAAAAAAACCUGUAAUCCAUAAGUAAUUCUCUUUGAAUUUAAACCUGGCACCACACUGAAGUGUGGAAGGUGAAGUGUGGAAGGUGAAGUGUGGAAGGUGGUGGUCUUCUCAGAAGCCCAGCCAGUGCUCACAUCUAGAACCUCCUGAUACACGUGGAAACAUGAGCAAACACUAUAAAACUACACCGUAAAGAUGAACUUCCCAGGAAAAAUGUAUCGACUCCUUGGUUCCUCGUUUGCUGAAUGUAUCAUUUCAGGUAAUACUGUCGAUUGGGACCCAAAGACACCAAUUUGUGAAGCAAUUCCUUGUGAGCCACCCCCAGCCAUCACCAAUGGAGAUUUCUUUAGCACCAGCAGAGAAAAUUUUCGCUAUGGAAUGGUGGUGACCUAUCGCUGUAAUCCUGGAGACAGGAGGAAGCUGUUUCAACUUGUGGGCGAGCCCUCCAUCUACUGCACCAGCAAUGACGGUCAAGUCGGCAUCUGGAGUGGCCCUCCCCCACAGUGCAUCAUACCUAAUAAAUGCACACCGCCAGUUGUCGAAGAUGCAAUCAUGGUGUCUGCCAAGAGCUUAUUUUCUUUACAUGACAUUGUGGAGUUUCGUUGUCAGCCUGGCUUUGUCAUGAAAGGACCCACCAGGGUGCAGUGCCAGGCCCUGAACAAGUGGGAGCCAGAGUUACCAAGAUGCUCGAGGGUAUGUCAACUGCCCCCAGAAAUCCUGCAUGGUACACAUACAGCACACAACAUGGAUGAGUUUUACCCUGGGCAGGAAGUGUUCUACAGCUGUGAGCCUGGCUAUGACCUCCAUGGAGCUGCUUCUCUGCACUGUACAUCCCAGGGAGACUGGAGCCCUGCAGCCCCCACAUGUGCAGAGAAAUUAUGUGAUGUGUUCCCAGACUACCUCCCUAAUGGCCAUGUGCUAUUUCCACUAAAUCUCCAGCUUGGGGCAAAAGUGACUUUCAUGUGUGAUGAAGGGUUCCAGUUAAAAGGCAGCUCUGCUAGUCAUUGUGUCUUGGAUGGGAUGCAAAGCCAUUGGAACAGCAGUGUUCCUGUGUGUGAACAAAUCUUUUGCCUAGAUCCUCCAACUAUCUUUAAUGGAAGACACACAGGCACUCUUCUGGGAAACAUUUCCUAUGGAAAAGAAGUAUCUUACACAUGUGAUCCCCACCCAGACACAAGGAUGACCUUCAACCUGAUUGGAGAGAGUACCAUCCGUUGCAUAAGUGACAGUCAAGGGAAUGGGAUUUGGAGUGGCCCUGCCCCUCGCUGUGAACUUUCUGUUCCUUCUGCAUGCCCACAUCCACCCAAGAUCCAGAAUGGGCAAUACAUUGGAGGACAUACAUCUUCAUAUUUUCCUGGGAUGAUAGUCAAUUACAUUUGUGACCCUGGCUACCUGUUGGUAGGAAAGGCCUUCAUUUUCUGUACAGACCAGAGAACCUGGAGUGAAUUUAAUCAUUAUUGCAAAGAGGUGAAAUGUAGCCUCCCACCAUUAAUGAAUGGAAUCCAGAAGGAGAUGGAAAUGAGAGAGUACCGCUAUGGAGAUAAUAUAACUCUGAAGUGUGAGAAUGGGUACACUCUGGAAGGCAGUCCUUGGAGCCGUUGCCAGGCAGAUGACAGAUGGGACCCUCCUCUGGCCAUAUGCACACGUGGACCACGUAAUGCUCUCAUAGUUGGCAUUUCUUUUGGCACCACCUUUUUUGUUUCAUCCAUCAUUGUUUCCCUUUGGAUCAUCCUAAAGUACAAAAAAAGGAAUGAUACAGAUGAAAAAUCUAAAGAAGUGAAUAUCCAUUUAUACCCUCAAGAAGGCAGCUGUGCUCAUCCUCAAACUCUGCUACCAAGCUAGGAAAAGAACAGUGUCCUUCCUUGACAAAAUGCUAUACAGCUGGAGGAUGCCUUGAAUUACAUGUUGGUUGGAAAGGAGCCAAUUCAUUUCAACAGAAUAAGAUCUGAGAUUCAAAAAUGUCUUUGAAGUGACUUCACAGAGAUGCAAACAGGUUCACCUGAAGACACUGAAGCUUCCCAUAUCCAGCAAAGCUCCCCCUCUCAGCCUGCAUUACCAUCACUCCUUCACCCCCUUCCCUUGUGCUGAAAGCACACACCAUCUAGUCAGGGGACAGGAUUGCACUUAGGAUGGAGAAAAUUGUUCAGGGACUUAAAGGAAGGCGUCAUCUAGAAAUUCUGGGCUACAAGUCUGUCAUUAUCCUUACUUAUUCUAAAAUGUUCAUAAUAUGGACAUUCUCUUCAUUAAAGAGAAUUUGGAAAAAUGCACUGAGAUAUCAAAAAUAAGUUGUACAGAAUGAUACUAUACAGUGAUAGCCAGUUGAUAUGUUAAUUUGCUUUCUGCUGAUCUUUUUUCAUAUAUGUGUUUAUACACACACAAAAAAAAUAUAUAUAUAUAUAUUUCUUUCUUUCUUAAAUAGUUCCUUUAUUUUACAGUACAGAACCCACUCCUUUAAAAAGAUUGGAGUAAAACAUUUUUAAGACCAGUUUUCACUUUCUCCAGUGAAGAGAAGUAUUACUAUAGAGAUAGUAAAUGAUCAUGGGGGAGAGUGGUCAAGACUACUCAAGAGAAAUAGCUGAAAAAAAUUAAGCUCUGGAUAUUUACUAAGUUCUCUUUCAAAAGUACUUUGUAUAAAAACCAUGAAAAGUUGAAAUAAAUGAAUAAUUGUUAUUAUAAAAGAAACUAGCUUGUUUUUAUAUAGACUCAGAAUAUACUAAAUCAACUAAAAAAGCAUGACUUUUAAGAAGUUAUCAGUCUUCAGAGGAAGUUAUCAGAAGUUAACAGGUACUAAAUUACAGCCAGAUAGGAGAAAUAGAUUCUGGUGUUCUAUUGCACAGUAGCGUAGCUAUAGACAAUAAUAAUGUAUAUUUCAAAAAAAAAAAAGCUAGAAGAAAGGAUUUAGAAUGUUUCUCCAUAAACAAAUAAUAAAAAUUUGAGUAAAUAGAUGUUUGCUCUGAUUUGAGCAUUACACAAUAUAAACAUGUAUCUACACAUCAUUCAGUGAUGCCUCUCAUAAAUAUGUAUAAUUUUAUGUCAAUUAAAAAAAAGAAUUUAUAAAAUUAAUAAUUAUAUAUUGACACCUUUAAAAUAAGUGUCUCAGUAGUCUUUAACCAUUCCACAUCUUUAUAGAUAAAAAACUGAUUAGGAACUGGGUUCUGGUGGUUCACGCCUGUGAUCCUAGCAACUCAGGAGGCAAGAGAUCAGGAUGAUCGUGGUUUGAAGCCAGCCAGCCCUGGCAAAUAGUUCACAAG
Messenger RNA from Castor canadensis (American beaver), 3276 nucleotides. The record is from RefSeq and is a predicted model, not a curated record. Lineage: Eukaryota; Metazoa; Chordata; Mammalia; Rodentia; Castoridae.